CCACCAUCAUCACUGCCUGUCCAUCACGCGGUGGAGUCCCAGGCGGGAGCCAAUUGCGCGUGGUUCUCCGUGUGUCCAGGUGACGCGUGCGAGCGCGCAGGUCAUCGCCGGGCUAUAUAAGCAACAAGCCCCGCGGGCUACGGGAGCCUGGUCGUCUCGCCUCGGGGACUUUGACCACGCGUGCCGCUCAUCGCACGCAGCACAUUGCAAACGCGCGCGUUCUCUGACCAGUUAUCUCUGUUUUACGAUUCAUCCAAGAGCCCCGCACACGACGCAAGUCGUUCGCGGAGCAGGCGAAGCGUUAAAGCCAUGAGCUCGCUAAGCGCCAGCUACGUCCAGCACAUCGGGUCAAGCCACAGCCAGCACCAGCGCAGGAGGUGCCUCGUCAAUCGCUCGUACGGCGCGGGUGGCGGCUGGUGUCCCUCCCUGCAGGGGCCCCGCACCCCGGUCGCCUUCGUGCCCCACGGAGGGACCUCCCGGGUGCGCUCGUGGGGGGUCCCUCCGGCCCCGCCACCGGGGAUCGACCGCGGGGUGCUGCCCGUGCGCUUCCAGGAGAAGGAGCAGAUCAAGAAGGUCAACGACCGCUUCGUCAGAUUCAUCGAGAAGGUGGGCAUCCUGGAGCAGCAGAACAAAGUGCUGGAGGUGCAGUGGCUGCUCCUGCAGGAUCGUGGAGCCAGGGGCUCCAAGGUUGAGGCGAGCGUGUUCUUCCAGAGCCAGAUCCACGGUCUCCAGCGGCAGCUCGACACUCUGGAGCGCGACAAACAGCGGCGGCAGGGAGAGCUGCGGCUCACGCAGGGCCUCGUCGAGGACUUCAAGAACAAGUACGAGGAAGACAAAUCGAUCCGCAACAAGGCAGAGAACGAGUUUGUUGCGGUGAAACAGGAUUUCGACGACUCUUGCUUAGUGAAAGCUGAGCUGGAGGCUAGACUGGAAGGACUGAAAGAUGAGAUCAACUUUCUCAGAGGAAUUUUUGAAAAGGAGCUGCGUGACCUGGAGACGCAAAUCAAGGACACCUUGGUGUCUGCGGGGGUGGACACUAGCCGCAGCAUUGACGUGCAAGGGAUGAUCUCUGAUGUCCACGCUCAGUACGAAUUGAUUGCUGCCAAGAGCCAGGCCGAAGCCAAUGAAUUCUACAGGAAGAAGUACGACCUUCUCAGCCUCUCGGCCGAUCCGACCGACCAGGAGAUCCGCAGCAACAGGAACGAAAUGAACAAUCUGCACCGUCAGAUCCAGCGCGUGAGAGGUGAAAGCGACGCUCUGAAGAAGCAGCGCGCCAGCCUGCAGGCUGCCAUCGCAGGGGCCGUGGAUCGAGGCGGGCUCAGCGUCUGCGAGGCGAAGGAGAGAAUCGCCCGCCUGGAGGAGGAGCUGCACAAGGACAAGCAGCAGAAGGUGCAGCGCGUGCGCGAGUACCAGGAGCUCAUGAACGUCAAGCUGGCUCUGGACAUCGAGAUCGCCACCUACGGCAGGCUGCUUGAGGGAGAGGAAUCCAGACUCGGGUGUGUCACAUCGCAGAAGCAGCAUUUCAGCCUCGGCUUUGGGAGUGACCUUGUCAACAAAGGUCACCACGGCAGUUCCCAUGCCACGACGAAUUUCGACAAGGCGAUUAACUUGUACAAGCCUCCCAACAAAACAGUGGAGAUCAGAACCACCGAGACCAGGAAUGGUCGAAUUCUUUACGAAAGUUCAGAGUUCAUCCAUGAGGUUAUUGACUUUCCAGGGGACGCUGCUGUUGUGUGACAGUUAGCAAAGUGGACUUACAUUUCUGAGGUCGACAGUUCCUUCUCCCGGCGCGGAAGUUUAAUUUUUUUUUGCCAAAUUUAGUUGAACCUCUGUCCACCCAGCAGUAUAAAUGGGCACCACAGUCAUAAUGAGAAUCUGGAUCUGUAUUUAUCCUCGAGAAAUCCGAUAAGCUAUGAAGCUCUUUUUCACAAAUGCCCAGUCAGAAAGCUACAGCAACAAACAAUAGACGAAACGAUCGGAGUGCAAAAUAAAUCACAAAAAAAAGUAAAAUAGAUCAAGUAUAUGAAGUUCAAAUUGCCUAUGUGCACCAAUUCCCAAGCUUGGGAAAGGCAGCAAAGCAACAGCAAAAACAGUCCCAGACCGAACCAAGACAACACACACAGUCCUUCAAUGAGUCGAUCGGUCGGUCGCGUGUGCUGGGGUUGAAGUGUGGCCAGCUUGGAAGAAAGGGACGAAUACCUUCUAAUUGAUCACGGCUCUCGAGAGCUCCCUUUUUCGUGGAAACCCAUCUGACAGCAGUUGUUGCGAGCAAGCAAUUGCAGGGCUGCCCCUUUAUGUUUAAUGACACCCUCAUAUCGAGGGAGAGUGAGCGAUAUAAUGCACGCAUUAUCUCGGCAAGUGCGUUCUUGCAACGCAACUGAUAUAAAUGUUUCAGUAAAGUAUGUUUUUACAAGUGAAGUACAAUCAACUGUAUCGUUUUGUAGUGUACAUAUAUUUACUUUGUUUCGGGUGAAUGUAAUGUAUUUUCAUUAUAUUAGGACAAUCCCAUUUACAUGUUCUUUGGUUCUUUCGGUAAAGUCACGUAGAAUGAGAAUAAAUUAAUAAAAUAACACAAUAAAAUUCUCACUUUACAUGUGUUUAUCUUUUCCUGUCAAUUGUGUGCCUAUCUGCAUUUGGAAGUCGAAACGCUUGCAAUAUAAAGUUUACGUUAUAACGA
Molecule: messenger RNA, 2677 nt
Organism: Petromyzon marinus (sea lamprey)
Lineage: Eukaryota; Metazoa; Chordata; Hyperoartia; Petromyzontiformes; Petromyzontidae
Product: keratin, type II cytoskeletal 8-like
Biological process (GO): intermediate filament organization; keratinization
Cellular component (GO): keratin filament
Molecular function (GO): structural constituent of skin epidermis
Source: RefSeq, a predicted model, not a curated record